AUGCACGUGGAGUGGGUCCACGUGAUAAGAUUCGACGAGAAGGAAAGCAUUUCCGGUGUGCAACAGUUGAAGUCAUCUGUCCAAAAGGGCAUCAGAUCAAGACUGUUGGAACUGUACCCGCAUCUAGAGAACUAUAUUGAUCAAGUUUUGCCCAAGAAGGACACUUUUAGGAUUGUCAAAUGCCACGACCACAUCGAAAUCAUGGUGAAUAGUGCUGGAGAACUUCUCUUCUUCAGGCAUAGAGAAGGAUCUUGGAUGCCCACACUUAGACUGUUACAUAAAUAUCCAUUUUUCCUGCCAAUGCAGCAGGUCGACAAAGGUGCUAUUCGAUUCGUGCUCAGUGGUGCCAACAUAAUGUGUCCAGGUCUGACGUCACCAGGUGCUCGGAUGAGCUCUGUGGAAAAGGGCAGCGUGGUUGCAGUCAUGGCAGAAGGGAAGGAACAUGCUCUGGCUAUAGGAGUUACAUCUUUGUCUACUGAUGAUAUAGCUAAAGUAAAUAAAGGAGUUGGAAUUGAGAACUGUCACUACCUCAAUGAUGGAUUAUGGCAGAUGAAACCAGUGAAGUAA
Leptosia nina is the source of this 567-nucleotide messenger RNA. The record is from the annotation of a GenBank genome assembly. Lineage: Eukaryota; Metazoa; Arthropoda; Insecta; Lepidoptera; Pieridae.